Messenger RNA from Oncorhynchus tshawytscha (Chinook salmon), 4581 nucleotides. Its product is annotated as zinc finger and BTB domain-containing protein 22. The record is from RefSeq and is a predicted model, not a curated record. The transcript has 5 exons. Bases 792 to 2882 code for a protein of 696 amino acids. Gene Ontology annotation, molecular function: DNA-binding transcription factor activity, RNA polymerase II-specific; protein binding; RNA polymerase II cis-regulatory region sequence-specific DNA binding. Gene Ontology annotation, biological process: regulation of transcription by RNA polymerase II. Lineage: Eukaryota; Metazoa; Chordata; Actinopteri; Salmoniformes; Salmonidae.
CAAGUCUGCCCAAAUGUGCCUAAUUGGUUUAUUGAUACAUUUUCAAAUUCAUAAAUUUGCAUGCUCCUCAAACAAUAGCAUGGUAAUCUAUCACUGUAAUAGUGACUGUAAAUUGGACAGUGUAGUUUAACAAUAAUUUACAUUUUCUGCCCAUACCAAAUAAGUCUGGGAAAUGUUCUUGUUAUUUACAACCUCAUGCUAAUCACAGUAGCCUAUGUUAGUUUAUGCGUCCCGCCAAGCAGAACGCCGAUCCCAAAUGCUUAUUUUAAUGACCGCCUACUCCGGCCAAACCCUGACGACGCUGGGCCAAUUGUGCGCCGCCCUAGUGGAAAAGUCGAAGCGAGAGCGCUCACUCUCGCCAAAUUAUGUCUAGAAUAAACCCAAUACGUUUCUUUGGGCUUAAUAUGCAGUCCUAAACUUGUCCCCUGCCUUCCCGUCUAUGGUGGAGAGAUGAGCAUCUCGUCAUUAUAUACACCUCUAUGGUUUAAUAAACAUUUGACCAAUUUGACUAAACGCCACAAGAGGUCGUAUUUGUCAUAGCUUGGUUUUAGUCGGCUGGUCAGUAUGUCUGACAUUUCGUCAAAGGCGGUGCAUGACGGGUUGUCUGCCAAAUAUGAUGGGAAACAAAUCAUAUCAUUGGAAAUGUAUAUGUAAUCAACGGAGAGACGAUAGCUUGUCAGGAUAGAGAGAGUCUGGCUUUACGUAAUUGUUUCAAAGGUGCACAUUCUAAAACGGCAGUAAUAAGCACUAAUAAAGGGUUGAUCUCAGGAAAACAGUUAACUACUUCCUAGAUGCAUUCUCUGUCCAUGGGGCAGGGCUGUAGCAGCAGCAGCUCAGGUGCCCCCUCUGGCUCGGUGGUACAGGUGUGCUUCCCCAGCUCCCAGGCGUCUGUACUGGACAGCCUGAACAGGCAGCGCGAGGAGGGCCAGCUCUGUGACCUCUCCAUCCAGGUCCAGGGGCAGGUGUUCAAGGCCCACCGCUGUGUGCUAGCUGCAUCCUCACCCUACUUUCACGACCAGGUGCUCUUGAAGAACAUGUCCACCGUCUCCAUCCCUGCCGUCAUGGACCCACUGGCGUUCGAGAGCGUCCUGAGCUGCGCCUACACGGGCCAGCUGCGCAUGCUCCGCGAAGACAUCGUCAACUACCUCACCGUGGGCAGCGUGCUGCAGAUGUGGCACAUCGUGGACAAGUGCACAGAGCUCCUCAAAGAGGGGCGGGUGACGGGGAGUGGUAGUGCAACCCAGGGUGUCAUUGGGGGAGCGCAGGGGAACCCUGGAUGCAGUAGCAGUGAAAGCUCCCUAGGGGCUGGGAGUGCCCAAGCUGGGGGAAGCAACACCCAGCCAGCCCCUCCCCCUCCCAGCCGCCCGUCCCUGAGUGAGAGCCAGUCUCCCAGCAGCACCAACUACUUCAGCCCCAGAGACACUAACUUUGGAGGGGGAGCGGCGGCCGCUGGAGCUGCAGGGGAGGGAGGCGUGAACUCCACCCCCAGCUACUGCACCCCUUCUGGGGGCGAAGAAUCUUUCCUCAUCGAAGAAGAGGAUGAAGAAGAGGAAGAAGAGCUCUUAUACCAUAGGAAGCGAGGGAGCAGCAGGAGGAAGCCGACGGCCUCUGUCUCAGACCAAGAGGUUGGAGUCAGCGACAGCUUCGGGGUGUCGUCCUACCAAGACGGGGAUGCCUCCCCUCUCCAGAAGCGGCCCACAUACAGCCAGCCCAGCAUCAUGCCCCGGAAGCAGUGGGUGGUGGUAAAAACAGAGAGGCCCCAGGACGAUGACCUGAUCGUGGUGUCGGGUGAGGAAGGACCAGAUGAGGAAGAGGAGAGAGAGUUGGAGAUGCUGAGGGAGAGGGAGAGGACGUUCAACAUAUCCAACAUUAGGACUCUGUCUGGAGAGUUGAGCAGCAAAGCGGACCAUGAGAUGGAGACACAGAUGGAUUACUGCCAGUCUUCUGAAGACUACCUCAAGUUUGACAGUGGUUUGAUGGACCAGACUCCCCCACAGCACCUUCAUGACAGCGCUGGUCAGGGUGGUGGCAGAACAGUCUCAGCCCUACUAGGCCAGGUCCAGUCUGCUGCUAGAGCUCAGCUCUUUCCCAUAGACAUGCAAGGCAACCAGAUCCUCAUGUACAGACAAUCCUCUCUAGAUUCCUCUCAACCCAUAGGAAUGGGAGGUGGUAUGGCCGGGGCACCAUUUAAAGGGCCAAACCUGGAGCAUGGAGCAGUCCAUUUGUCAGCACAGGGGGGUUUGGGCGGUGGCUUAGAUGGACUGGACGGGGGUGGUGGCGGGAGUUCAGGGAAGGUGUUCAUGUGCCACUGUGGAAAGACCUUCACCCACAAGAGCAUGCGCGACCGUCACAUCAACAUGCACCUGGACCUGCGGCCUUUCAACUGCCCGGUUUGCGCCAAGAAGUUCAAGAUGAAGCACCACCUGACGGAGCACAUGAAGACCCACACGGGGCUCAAGCCCUACGACUGCCACGGCUGCGGCAAGAAGUUCAUGUGGCGCGACAGCUUCAUGCGGCACCGCUCCCACUGCGAGGGACGGAGCGGAGCGGCUGGCAGGAGCGAGGAUGGGGGAGGGUCCGACCGCGCUGAUGGGAUCUCCCCACAGCAUCUCCCUCAUCUCCCUCUCUCGACCAGCGAGGCCGGUCACGGUGUCGUUGGUGGCAGGAAUGGGAACUCUGUCUUGUCCCCACAUCAUUCCAGUACAGGUAGCAGCAGUAAUGCGGUCUCUUGCCUGACUAUGGCCAGUUCUGGAGUGCUCUUAGGGGUCAACUCUCAGAGCGUGAUGCAGGGUCAAGGUUCAUCUGUGUUUGGUCUGGGGGUCAGCCGAGGUGGGUGUGAGGAGGAAGUGUGUGAGGUUGGUGCUAAUGAUAGUGUCACUUAACCAAACGGGUGAACAACACGAGUGUUUAAGACAAGAGGCUUUGAAGAGGCAUUCCAAUGACCAUUGGAAAGUGCCCCCCUUUGGCAAAUGGCUCGGGACCAUUGUACAGUUCAGUAUACUCUUAAAUGUCAAGUUUAUUCCCUGUAUGACUGUUUAGUGGCACAUUCUAUGUCAAGAAAACCAAAAAUCAAGAGAUAAUAACUCACCAAUGACAGCUUUGGCAAAAUGUUAACUAGAGUUCGAGAGGAAAGUUGCUGUUGUAAGUGAUGUGUCCUAUGAUAUUAUAUGCAUUUUCUGCCACAGAAUGUGCAUUUCAAGUAAGUGUCUGAAGAAGACACUUGCAGUACUGCCAUCUUGUUUCACACUGGUGAUGUGUCCACUAUCCAAUUGCAGUGUUAUGGUACAGUAUUACUGUAAAUACAAUCCUAUUAUCAGUUACUAAUCUGUUACCAUUUAUGAUAGGUGCAAAACUAUACAGUGUAUAGUGCGUUUUUACAAGUAAUCCUCAUAAGUAUUGAUGGUAGACAAAAGCAUUAGUCUGGAGAUUAGGUUUCUUACCGAUCGUUCCUCACUCAAACUGCCAAAUUCCAACGCCUGCCUUGAGACAUUGACUACUAUUAACAGUAGGGUGGAUAAACAAAGCAGCAUUCACCGUGAUUCUGUAUGUUUUUAACCGAGGUUUUACCUUCUAUGAAGGCUCUGGAUGUAUUUUUCUGCAGGAGAAAAAAACAGGUCUGGAUCUAAGAGAAAGACGUUGUUUUUAGUGUAUACUUAUCUGUUAGGUCAGGAUUGGUCAAAUGUAUGAAAGAUGUAGCUCUUGUUUGCAGCAGUUUGAUGGAUGAAAUUUGAUUUGAAGUGAGCUUAAACUAAGUGUAUAUAAAGAUAUUUAUGUUUAGAUAGAUUUAUCAAAUAGGGAAUAUAGAACUAUUUAACUCUAAUUUAUGUCAUUUGACUGCCUUACUAUAGCAUACAGUGGGCGUAAGGUUAGAAAUUGACACCCUUGAUAAAGAUGAGCAACAAAUGACUGUAUAAAGUAAUUGCAAUACUGAGCUAUAUUGUAUCUCCCCCCCAUAAUAAUUGGGAAAUGAUUUUAUACUGAUACAAUUGUUCAGAGAGAUUUUGUUUAACAAGUAAUAUUCAUUCUCAAAAAGUAGGGCUCAAACUUAUUGACACCCCUGUUUUCAGUACCUUGCGAGGAUAACAGCACUGAACCUUUCUCUAAAAUGGUUUAUGAGUUGGAGAACACAUUACGAGGGAUCUUGGACCAUUCCUCCAUACAAAAUCCACCCAGAUCCUUGAUAUCUGUUGUCUGUGCUUUAUGUCAAGUCCGGAGACAGACUAAGGUAACACGGCAUCAUGAACUUUACCCAGAACCAGGAAAUGUAUGCCAAAAACUUGGUUACCUCCAGUGGUGUAAAGUACUUUAGUAUUCUUUUUGUGAAUAUCUGUACUUUACUAUUAAUGACAACUUUUACUUCACUACAUUCCUAAAGUGAAUAAUGUACGUUUACCUCCAUAAAUUUUCCCUGACACCCAAAGGUACAUUACAUUUGGAAUUUUUAGCAGGACAUAGAAAUUGUUAAAUUCACACACUUAUCAAGAGAACAUCCCUACUGCCUCAAUCUGGCGGACUCACGAAACACUAAUGCUUCAUUUGUAAAUUGAGUGUGCUCCUGGCUUUUCAUACAUUUUUAAAAAA